Rotaria sordida is the source of this 1764-nucleotide messenger RNA. NCBI's taxonomy places the organism in Eukaryota, Metazoa, Rotifera, Eurotatoria, Philodinida, Philodinidae. The record is from the annotation of a GenBank genome assembly.
AUGUUAACACCACUUACACAUUGCAAAAUUAAUCGUACAUCUGAACAAUCAAAAAUUAAAUCUAUACUUAAAGAGAAUUCACUCAGAACUUGUCUUCCCGGUGGUAUCCUAAUUGGUUCUCGUGCUGCUCGUGAACUUUUGCCCAACUUUCGAGGAGUACCAACAAACAAUAAUGCAGACUGGGAUAUUAUUGGUUCUUCGAGUUUUCUUUUAAAUUGGUUAAAAAAUAGACAUAACGCUAUCAAUACGAUCGAUAUGAUCACGCCUGUAUCGAAUGAUGAUGAUGAUAAUGAUGAUCAAUUAGACUUAUAUAUAUAUUGUACAUUGAUUGAUGGAUCUAAGUAUGAUUUUUUAAUUCCACGAUCAUCAACAUCCUAUACAGCAUAUAUAUUAGAUAAUUCAGUAAAUUGGAUAGUACACAAACAGUAUUGGGAACUACGAGAAGAAAAAAUAGAUUUAAUUUAUUGUGCUUCAGCUAAACUUCUACUAAUAUUAAAAAAAUAUAUGCUCUACUAUUCACAUCAAUGGGAGAAGACAGCAAAAGAUUAUCGUGAACUUUUGGCAGUUACUUCACCUCUAACUGCUGAUGACAUGAUAUUGUGCGAUUUAUUUAUUCGAUAUAACGAAAAAAUCUAUGGCAAACGUCCACCUAAUACAAAUGAAUUUGUCAUUAAUUCGACGAAAGAUCAAAAAUGUAUUACUAUCAAUCGAGACGAGUUUUUUCAACAUGAAAAAGACAAACAAAUAUCAUUUAUAUAUAAAAUAGCUAUGUCAUUAUCUUUUAAUGAUGACAUUCUCAUUGGAUUGGAACAUAUUUGUACUCAAGGUCCAUCAUGGUUAGUAGAUUAUGUAAUAGAAAAUUGGAUUGUUAUUCAACAAGAAAAAUUUAAACAAACAUUUCAAUUAUCAUAUCCAUGUAUUAAAUUUCAAAUUGAAAAUUAUCGUUUAUUUCCAAACAUACCUGAAAUUCCUACAAAACGAAUUCUUCAUUUUAUCAAUGAUUCGAUUGAUUUAUAUUCGAUGCAACUCGUCUGUAAACAAUGGUAUACAAUUUUACGUGAUGAAAUAUUUUGGCAAGAUUUAUAUAUUUCUCGUUAUGGAACAUAUACUAAUCAAAUUAAUAAUAUUCAAAGUUGGAAAAUGUUAUAUCUUUUGAAACUCGAAGGAAAAUUUGCGAAUGAUAAUAAUAAAUUAGAUAAAUUGAUCGAUGCUACAAUAAAAUUAAGACAAUAUACAACGAAUGAUAUCUUACAAUUAUGGGAAGAUUUAACGCAUCAAAAUCAAUCGAUUGAACAAGUUUCUAUAUCUAAAAUUAAUUACAUUCUAUCAAAUUCAUUUUAUUAUCAAAUAGAUAAAACAUCAGAUCAUUAUUCUGUUCGAUUGAUUAUAAUUGGAUUAGAACAUGAACGUUCUCGAUCGAAAAUACAUUUAAACUUACGUGUAGGAGAAUAUGGUGGUUCUCGUUUUACUGAUCAUAUGGAACAAUUGUCUAUUCACUAUGAAUCAAAUACUAAUGAACAGCGUUCAUUGAUAUUUCUAGGUCCAGAAUUAUUUGGAUUUCAUAUAGGACAAUGGGGUUAUGUAUUUACAGAAUCGACAUAUUUGGGACGAACUUCAAGUACUCUAUCUGAUCAAUAUCCAUCAGGACUUCUCAUUUGUUUAUUCAUUAUGAUGGUCCAUCCUGAUCAUCGAGCACAAUUUAUCAAGUAUUUAAAAAAACUUGAGAAUCAUUGCUUGAGAUCAAUUUCAUUUAGAGGAUAUUAA